This is a messenger RNA of Sclerotinia borealis F-4128, 1869 nucleotides long. The record is from the annotation of a GenBank genome assembly. Lineage: Eukaryota; Fungi; Ascomycota; Leotiomycetes; Helotiales; Sclerotiniaceae.
AUGAAUAUCCUCACACCCACCCUUUCAAUCCUAGGCCACGACCCCCACAGAAACCAUCGAAUCAACGCGAAUUCAUUCCAGCAAAAUGCCAUUACCACUAUUAACGAAUGGCAAUAUGUAUGUUUUUACACCGAACACCCUGUAUCCACGAUACAAAAUGCGUGUAUGAUCAAUGUUGGUCGUCGGAGAGUGCGAACAGUCUCAUAUUCGGAGUGGGAGAUGGUGCGUUUGGUGGAUUAUGAACAGGUGGUGGAUGAUGGGCAUAAUAAUGUUUCGGUGGGGGUAUGUAGGGGGGAUGGGAGUGUGCAUUUGGCGUUUGAUCAUCAUUGUGAUAGAUUGAGGUUUAGAAUUUUGAGGCGUUUGGGAUCGGAAAAUGGUCUAGAUGAUGCGGAUGGGUGGGAUGAAUCGCUGUUUUCGAAAACUCUGGAUUUUCUUCCUGGGAUGGAACAUAGUGGUUUGAUGGAUGAGGUUACUUAUCCUCGAUUUGUGAACGUGGAUGAUGAUCUUUUGUUGACAUAUCGUAUCGGACAAGCAGGAUCAGGAUCAGAUAUUCUAUACCGGUACUCGGCAAAAUCGUCCAAAUACACCUAUAUAGGACAACACCUCACCGGUAUUUCCAAUAGUCCAUAUAUAAACGGUCUUAAUUAUCGACAAUCGCGUCUCCACAUGUCGUGGUGUUACCGGAACUUCAUCCCAUACGAACCUUCCGCAGAUUCCCAUGCGCAUAAACAGCAAGCGGGACCAAAUGGACCGGAAAAUAAUUAUGAUUUGAAUUAUGCUUAUUCGGAUGAUGUGGGCAAAACAUGGAAGAGCUCGGAUGGAACCAUCCUAGCAGUACUCCAUAGGGAAAGAGAAAAUACCAUCUUGCCAGAGUCUAAGGCUAGAGUCUUUGGAAUUCCUAUGGGGAGCGGGAUUUUGAAUCAAGAAGCACAAGCAGUGGAUUGGAACGGUGGAUUUUGGGUUCUGAAUAGAGAAAAUACGGCGGGUGAGCAGCAAUGGAUACUCUACCACCGUGGAAAUACAGGGGAAUGGACAAAACACACUGUACCCACUGAAUUUAACAAGCCCACGAAAACUGGCUCGAGAGGGAGUAUUACUGUUGACAGUAAGAACAAUGUAUAUCUUGCUUUGCCCGGAAACACAGAUUCCAGUCUCAGCAUUAUGAAAGCUAUAAGGAAGGAUGACCAAACAGUCUUUGAGGUUGCAUGGAGCGAAUAUGGGUUUGACGGAGAGCCUUCAAUCGAGAUACAGAAAUUGGACGGAGGUGGCGAAAACUUGUCCGUUUUCACAAGAACAGACAAAAAAGAGGAUGGCCAUCGGAAUAUAGUUGUUCUCGAUUUUCACUUCAAUUUCGGCCAAUACAUCCCUUCGGCUCUUCAAAAUGAAACACAUAUUCCGGUAGCAACUUUGCGAAGCGCAUAUCGACGCGCACUCCUUCGGAACCAUCCAGACAAAUCUCAAGGCCAAGAACAAGGUCAUACAAACAAGAACCAAACAAUUUACACUAUUGAUCAAAUAUCCGUGGCAUUCUCUCACUUAUCGGACCCCAAACUACGAGCACAAUAUGACAAGGAAUUGAGACUGCAGAAUCGUUCAGGAAGAGGGGCUGGGCAAAAGGAAGGAGAUGUUUUCCGAACGGGUGUCGAACUUGUGGAUUUGGAUGACUUGAAUGUCGAAGAAGAGGAUGGCAUCUGGUAUAGAAGCUGUAGAUGUGGAGAUGAUCGAGGAUUCUUGAUUCGAGAGCAAGAUUUGGAGGAGGCGGCUGAAGAUGGCGAGAUCAGUGUGGGCUGUAAGGGAUGCAGUCUUUGGCUCAAGGUUCUCUUUGGUGUAAUGGAGGAUCUGCCAAACGAUAAGGGACCGGAUGCGUAG